AUGGCACAGGAAGAAAUGGAAGUGGAUCUUCAGCCAGCAGUUACUUAUUCUGUGGAGCACCAUGAGGCAUUUCCCUCAGAGGCCUCUGGUCAUGCUCUACUGUCACUGCCAUCCAACUCUCCAGUGCCCAGUGAAGAGGCAGAAGGCAUUGUGGUUCCUCCUGUUGACGAAGAAGUCAUUGUGGUCUCCGGUGCUGAUGAAGCAGUGACAGUUGCUGAGUCUGACCCCCAGUUGCAUGCUGCCCCUACCCUGGAUGGACUGCAAAGGCUGCAUGGGGUAUUGGAGCUGUUUCGACUACAGGCUGCACAACAGAUCACACGACAGCCACCAACAAGGAGAACUCGCCGGCGACAAAGAGGUGGUGGAUCCCAGAGGACAAUCAGUACCAGGCCCAGGGCACCACUGGAUAGUUAUUUCAUGGUCAACAGGACCCAAGGGUCAACAACAGCAGCAUUUCCACCACUGGAGACUUUGCAUCUUCCAGUUGGCAACAGUGGUCACAGCUCAGAUGAGACCUUGGAGCUGAGCGACUCUGACAGCAGCAGCUCCACUGAGGAGGAGGAUGUGGCAGUACCCCAAGAGGAGGCACCCAUAGCUGCCAGUUUGGGAGUUUCUGAUCAGGUCCAACCAGAGCCCCCUCAGCCUGUGCCUUCCUCUGCAGAGCAUGAAGGUCGUGAUGCUGAAGAAGCUGAAGUCCAGCACAAACAGAGAACUCCACUAAAGAAACCUGAUGUGACAGUCCCCACUGUACCGUUGGAUGAGGAAGAAGGGGACAUCUGUGCCAUCUGCUUUGAGCAAUGGACUAAUGCUGGGGAGCACCGGCUCUCAGCGUUGCGGUGUGGACACCUGUUUGGAUACACUUGCAUCGUAAGGUGGCUCAAGGGACAGGCAGGGAAAUGCCCUCAGUGCAAUAAGAAGGCAAAGCGUUCUGACGUAGUGGUCCUGUAUGCCCGUACUUUGAAAGCACUGGACACCAGUGAACAGGAGCGCAUGAAAAGCUCUUUAGAAAAGGAGCAGAUGUUGCGGAGACAGGCGGAAUUGGAAUCCGCACAGAGCCGUCUCCAGCUGCAGGUCUUGACAGAUGAAUGCAGUAAACUUCGCAAGCAAAUUCAGGAGCUGAAAGCACUGAUGGCCCAGCACACCACUAGCGCCUCUCAGCAACCUGGCAGCUCCCGUUCCUGUUUCCCAGGCUGUCUCUCCUCCAGUCAGAGCCAGCACAAAUACCACUUUGAGAAGGCCUUCCUGGUUUCUCAGUCAGGGAGCUGCCGGGUUAUGGCUUACUGUGACUCACUGAGCUGUCUUGUGGUGUCACAGCCCUCUCCGCAGACUACACUUAUUCCUGGUUGUGGCGUUAAGAUGAUGAGUGCUGCCAACCUGAAGAGCAGUCAGUACAUUCCCAUCCACAGUAAGCAGAUCCGGGGACUGGCCUUCAGUAAUCGAACAGAUGGCUUGCUGUUGUCUGCUGCUUUGGACCACACGCUCAAACUUACCAGUUUGACAACAAAUACUGUGGUGCAGUCAUACAAUGCCGGCCGCCCUGUGUGGAGCUGCUGCUGGUGCCUUGAUGAUACCAAUUAUAUCUAUGCUGGGCUUGUCAAUGGCUCUAUCCUGGUGUAUGAUCUAAGGGACACAAGCUCUCAUGUCCAGGAACUAGCCCCUCAGAAGUCCAGGUGUCCUGUGGUGUCCCUGUCCUACCUGCCCCGAAUGGCCUCCACCACACUGCCAUACGGUGGAGUAGUAGCUGGGACCUUAGAAGGAGGCUGCUUUUGGGAACAGAAGGCCAGCAACUCCUACCGGCCUCACCAUCUACCUCUAGAGCCCGGAGGCUGUAUCGAUAUUCAGACUGAAAUCAGCACUCGGCACUGCCUUGCAACUUACAGGCCUAAUAAGAGCAACAAUUGCCUGCAUUGUGUGGUGAUGGAACUGUCCUGUAGCCAACUGAUGGAUGCAUCUGUCGACAUGAUCUGCUCCUGUCACCCAGUUCAGACAUUCAGUGCUGGGCCCACCUGCAAACUGCUGACCAAAAAUGCCAUCUUUCAGAGUCCAGAGGAGGAUGGCAGCAUCUUGGUGUGCGCUGGCGAUGAGGCCUCAAACUCUGCCAUGGUAUGGGAUGCUGGAAGUGGCUCCUUACUGCAGAAGCUACAGACUGACCUACCUGUGCUGGACAUCUGCCCCUUCACGGUGAACCGCACUAACUUCCUGGCCACUCUCACUGAGAAGAUGGUGAAGUUCUACAAGUGGGAGUGA
Messenger RNA from Emys orbicularis (European pond turtle), 2247 nucleotides. It is a transcript of the gene RFWD3, whose product is annotated as ring finger and WD repeat domain 3. Gene Ontology annotation, biological process: protein ubiquitination; interstrand cross-link repair. Gene Ontology annotation, cellular component: nucleus. The transcript is spliced from 12 exons. The record is from RefSeq and is a predicted model, not a curated record. Gene Ontology annotation, molecular function: protein binding; ubiquitin-protein transferase activity. The coding region runs from base 1 to 2247 and encodes 748 amino acids. NCBI's taxonomy places the organism in Eukaryota, Metazoa, Chordata, Testudines, Emydidae.